UACCGUCUUUGUUCGGCGUGUUCCGCACCCCUUCCGCCCAAUAGUAGUCCGACAUGCUUCCUGUCUCCACUGUCAGUGAUGCGGAAGAUCAAUGAAGAAAAACAAUAAAACUGCGAAAUAUUAGCGAAAGAGAGUCAAGAAAACCUGGCUGGACGACUGAGUGAGAGUAGGGGGGUUGAGAGAUGCCACCUAUAGCCAGCUCACAAGAUAGCUAACGUUAAUGUUAACAAUACGUCAGCCGGCUGUAUUAACUUCCACGGAAAAUGGAGCCAAGAAGCAAUUCACAAUAACCAGCUAUCUUGAUAGUUUAUGCUGAUCAGGUGAACUUAGUGCUGUGAGUCUGGCCAGGACAAAACUAUCAAAAAUUAAACAGCUUGCUAGCUAACAAUUUGUGUAACCUGUGAUAAGUGUAAUUUAAAACGUUUAGUAACGUACAUCAGUUCUGAACUAAGCAAGACAAAUUAACCCGCUAUCAUUCGGCAGUAGUGUAGUGCAGGUAAAGCUAACGCAACGUUAGCCAUCAGUUAAGAGUCCUGGCUAGCUAGCUAGUGCCAGCCUUCUAGCUAGUUUUGCUGGACAGUGUAUAGCUAGGUAACUACUACACAUAAAAGAAGAAAGGACAACGCAAUGGAGAACAAGGACAAAGUACAGCUGAGGAAUAACCCACGCAGACAGCUGAAGAAGCUGAGUGAGGACAGUUUGACCAAGCAACCCGAGGAGGUGUUCGAUGUGCUGGAGAAGCUGGGUGAAGGGUCUUAUGGCAGUGUUUUUAAGGCUAACUUUAAGGAGACAGGAGAGAUUGUGGCUAUUAAACAAGUUCCUGUGGAAUCGGACCUACAGGAAAUCAUUAAAGAGAUCUCCAUCAUGCAGCAGUGCAACAGUCCGCACGUGGUAAGGUACUACGGAAGUUAUUUCAAGGACAGCGAUUUGUGGAUCGUGAUGGAGUACUGCGGUGCCGGCUCCAUCUCGGACAUCAUCCGCCUGCGGAACAAAACGUUAACAGAGGAGGAGAUCGCCAUGGUGGUGCAGUCGACUCUGAAGGGGCUGGAGUACCUCCAUUUCAUGAGGAAGAUCCACAGGGACAUCAAGGCCGGGAACAUCCUCCUGAACGCCGAGGGUCAGGUCAAGCUGGCCGACUUUGGAGUGGCGGGACAGCUGACGGACACGAUGGCGAAGCGAAACACCGUCAUAGGAACGCCCUUCUGGAUGGCCCCGGAGGUGAUCCAGGAGAUCGGGUACAACUGCGUGGCGGACAUCUGGUCCCUGGGCAUCACCGCCAUCGAGAUGGCGGAGGGCAAACCCCCAUACGCAGACAUCCAUCCCAUGAGGGCCAUAUUCAUGAUCCCCACCAACCCUCCGCCCACGUUCCGAAACCCGGAACAGUGGUCUCAGCUGUUCCGAGAUUUUGUGUCCCAGUGCCUGGUGAAGAACCCUGAGAACCGCGCCACGGCCACGCAGCUGCUGCAGCACCCCUUCAUCAAAAAUGCCAAGUCCAACAGCAUCCUGAAAGCGCUGAUCACGGAUGCCAUGGAGAUCAAGCUGAAGAAACUGGAAGCCCAGCUGAGAGAGCAGGACCAGGAGGAUGAGGAGAACUCGGAGGACGAUGAGGUGGACCAGGGGACGAUGGUUCGAGCGGGGCCCUCUGACUCCGGGACCAUACGGGCAGCAGGGUCCUUGGGGGAGCCGGCCCGCACCCUGAUCGAACACGACGGGACCAUGGUGUCACAGCUGGGGACCAUGGUGAUUAACUCGGACGAUGAAGACGAUGCCGGCACCAUGAAACGGAGGGAGGAGACCAUGCAGCCGGCCAAGCCCUCCUUCCUGGAGUACUUUGAGCAGAAGGAGAAGGAGGCCAACCACAACAGCGGGGCGGGCGACGCCGACCACAUCGUGGACACCCGCAAGCUGCCGACGGAGAGCGACAUGGACACGAUGCGGACCUGGAGCGUGGAGGAGCUGCGGGUGAAGCUGGCCUCACUGGACCCUCAGAUGGAGCAGGAAAUCGAAGAGAUACGUCAGCGCUACCAAGCCAAGCGCCAGCCCAUCAUGGACGCCAUCGAGGCCAAGAAGAGGCGGCAGCAGAACUUCUGAGCAGCAGGGCCUGCUCGGUGUGGCCGGGUUCCCACACCGUUUCAUACGGGAACUCACUCUGUCACAAAGCUGGACUUUCAAAUGCAAUUCUUUUCUCAUCGUGUUAUCAUACUUGACAAAAGGCCUGGGAGUGAAAACUGCCAAACAGGCGUUAUUUUCAUUAAUUUAUUAAGUCUUUUCCAGGGUGGAGAUACUGGGACUUUUUUUCCAGUCAUUUUUUUUGUUUUUGUUUUACCAUCCUGGUAUUUGGUCAUUUCUCCCAUAAACUGGAGUGCUAAAGAGAUAGGGUACUGAGGAACAGGGCUAUGGCGCUAGGCUAACAGGUCUGUAGUGCUGGUGCUGAGUAAUUAGACUGUGGUACUGCAUAACCUGGGUUACACUGGCAGUGUUGCAAACUGGGCAACUAAAAUCACACUGUAGAAAUCACAAAUGCACUGUUCCUAUUUAAGUGAAAUGAUUUUGAGUGCAUCGGUGUAUAUUUUUUGUUAAAGAGUUUUCUACUCUUUCGAUGUGUUUUUGGUACAUGCUGGCAGUCUUUGGAAUCCGGUGCACUGUAACACCCCCACGAGACAUUUACCGUGCGUGAGGGCUUGUGCUGUAUUUAGGGGUCCCGCGAUGUCGAACGAGCGAACAAGCAAACAGGAAAAAAGGGCGGUUGUGGAAUGUAGCCGUUGUCCGCGCUGCGGCUAUGGGCUGCCCUGAGCAGAAUGUAGCCGUUGUCCGCGCUGCGGCUAUGGGCUGACCUGAGCAGAAUGUAGCCGUCGUCCGCGCUGCGGCUACGGGCUGACCUGAGCAGAAUGUAGCCGUCGUCCGCGCUGCGGCUACGGGCUGACCUGAGCAGAAUGUAGCCGUCGUCCGCGCUGCGGCUACGGGCUGACCUGAGCAGUAGUUAGCAGGGUGUCCGUUUGAGCGAGCAGACACCGGGCUGCAUGGCGGGGCGAGGCUGGAGCUAUGGGAGGCUCACCUGAUCCGAUUUGCUGAUGGAUGGGGCGGGUGGGGGGUGGGGGCUAACUCGAUAAGGGAUGGGAGAUAAUGCACAUCGGACACUGAGAGCAGGCCUCAGCGGGGAAAUGCUUAAAGGAGUCUCUCUUUUUUUCUUUUUUUAACUGCCUUGCACUUUUUGUGUGAUCUGCUGUAUUUUCUAUUUGGAUUUUGUCGUUUAGCCUAUUUUUUUACGCUGUAGCUUUUUAUCAGGCUCGAGUUUGCUUUGAACUGCUUCAGGGAUUUCAGACAUUCCAGGGGUUUGGGGAACAAACAAACAAACAAACAAAAAACAGAUGUGCUAUUUUUUAUAAAAAGUUUAUUGGUUUUUUUGUUAUUGCAUAUAAAAUGUCACUAUUUUUUCAUAACUGGAAUGAGCGUAUGUAAAUUAGCAACUCAGGUAGGAUUUGCUCAGGUUUUUCUUUGUUUCUCGUAUCGUUAAUAAAGAGAAAUGACAAUAUUCAUGACUGAUAAGAACAUUAACUGUUGAUCGUUCUUAAGGUAACCUGCUACUGAUGAUUUGAAAGGGAAUUUAAAAAAAAAAAUGUCUCCAUAUUUAUUUUUUUGUAGUUCAAUGACGUUCAAAGACUGAUUAACGUGGAACCGGGUUACCAUUAAGUCCUGUUUAACAAACAGGCCUGUUUUUCAAGUUCAGUAUUGAGACGUUUAAUUUGAGGUACGUUUAGAAAACAUUACGGUCUUUAUAUUUCGUUUAGUAAAUACGGUCUUUACAUUUCAUUUAGUAAACAUUGCGGCCUAUAUAUUUCUCUGGAUAAUACUCCAUUGCCAGCGCCUUGCCCUUUUGUACAGUGGUCAUAUAAUGUCGUCUAAAAAAAGGAACACAUUUGGAGAACAUUUCGGCUCUUGUGGUUGUGAAUGAAGGACAAAAUGCCUGGUCAGUCUGUCCUUGCCUUGGCUCACUGUUGAAAUGUGUGUGCUUUUAUUAUGUGAUGAUGGAAAGUGUGCAGGUCAGUUAACGUUGUCCGAUUUUGCUUUUUUUUUUUUUUAUGCUUUGUUUAUUAAAGAAACAUUUUAAGAUG
Messenger RNA from Anguilla rostrata (American eel), 4112 nucleotides. Its product is annotated as serine/threonine-protein kinase 4-like. Bases 628 to 2091 code for a protein of 487 amino acids. Gene Ontology annotation, biological process: regulation of MAPK cascade; protein phosphorylation; intracellular signal transduction. The record is from RefSeq and is a predicted model, not a curated record. Gene Ontology annotation, cellular component: cytoplasm. NCBI's taxonomy places the organism in Eukaryota, Metazoa, Chordata, Actinopteri, Anguilliformes, Anguillidae. Gene Ontology annotation, molecular function: ATP binding; protein serine/threonine kinase activity. The transcript has 11 exons.